This is a messenger RNA of Rodentolepis nana, 3006 nucleotides long. The record is from the annotation of a GenBank genome assembly. NCBI's taxonomy places the organism in Eukaryota, Metazoa, Platyhelminthes, Cestoda, Cyclophyllidea, Hymenolepididae.
AUGAGUUUGACCGAUCGGCUUUGGCGUAAGGUGAACUUGAAUGUUGCAGAUUUUAACUCAUGGGUCAAUUUAUUGGAUGCAGCUGAGAAACAGCCCAACAUUGACGUGACUCGUAAAGCGUUUGAUUCUUUCCUUAAACAUUUUCCCUACUGCUAUGGUUAUUGGAAGAAAUACGCAAAUUUGGAAAAGCUACAAGGAAAUAAAGAUAGAUGCUUAGAAAUCUUUCAGAAAGGGGUUGAGGCGAUUCCUUUAAGUAUCGAUCUCUGGGUAGCAUAUCUUGAAGCUAAUCUUGAUAUCAUUAAUGGUUUUGAUGAUUUCGAACCUAGAAUGCGAAGUCUUUAUGAGGUGGCACUUGAAAAGGCAGGCUUAGAAUUUCGAUCCGAUGCAUUAUGGGAGCACUACUUGAGCUGGGAGGCUGGUCAUAACCGUUUGGGACGUGUUUUAUCCAUUUAUGAUCGUCUUUUGUGCACUCCAACCCAACUGUACUUCCAGAAUUGGGAUUCUUUCAAAAAGAUGAUAGAAGAGAACCGCCCUGAGGAUUAUCUUCCUGUAGGCGAGUUUGCUGAGCUUCUCGCUCGGGUUUCUCCGGUCGCUGGUACAGCAAUGCGCAUAGCUCUUAAGGAGUCAAAAUCUGACACUGUCUCUAUUCCAGAUAUAACUGAAGCUGAUCGAAUCGCAAUUCGAAAAUUGGUCAUUGAUCGUCGUGAAAAGGUCUAUCAAGCAACUUACCUUCAAAUCAUGAAGCGCUGGUUCUUUGAAGAAAAGAUUCGUCGUCCGUAUUUCCACGUCAAACCCUUGGAAGAAGCCCAGUUGAAUAAUUGGGCAGAGUACCUAAGUUUUGAGGAAUCAGAGGCAGCCAGCGCAGAAGCUGUUCUAAAUGUGCCCGUCACGGAUGGUCAUUCUGUAACAGAGCCUCAGAUCACAAUUGCUGAGGUUCAGUUGGCCAAGAAACGUGUCCGUGUUCUCUACGAACGGUGCCUUGUGGCCUGUGCUCUCUACGAGCACCUUUGGAUUCGCUAUGCGAAGUACCUCGAGUAUACAGAGUGUGAUAUAUCAGGAGCACGAGAAGUCUGGCGUCGAGCGUGUUGCGUUCAUCUUCGCACCAAGCCCACCAUUCACUGGCAUUGGGCUCUCUUCGAAUCUCGUCAUUCCUCCGAUCUAGUCACCACCGAUAAUAGCGUGGAAACCCCCAAAUCCAUCACACCUCUUGAAAUUUUCACCGAUCUUGAGAAAAGACUCAUCGACAGUGCCCUUGUCUGUGAUCGACGCGCCGACGCUAUGCGUCGUGAAGGAAAACCCUUAUUGGAUCAGAUAGUAUGCUUGCGCUCGGGUAUAAAUCGUUUGAGAGUGCGGUCCACUGAGCAGACAAGCUUGGCCCACAGUGUGACAGGCGCAACAGCCUCCUUUUCCGCCGCCAUCGCUUUGGCAACAGCAGCUCAAGCACGAGCCGGAGCUAGCUAUCUCGUCGGUAAAUUGGCACGCCUUCUGCAUUGCAACGCUGGUAAUCAGAUUCCUCCUGAGGGGCUACCAUUAUGGCAACUUUUACUCUCUUCCUCUUUUCAUCCUUCCAAAACUCCACUCACAAAGAAUUCUGCUGAGGAGGAUGGCAUUAAGGUGAAUGUAGAUCAGGAAGGUGACUUACCUGUCGAUAAUUAUACACCGAGUAAAGAGAAAUCAAAUGCGAAGGAGCUGAAACAGGAGGAGGAGCCCGUGACAGUGGAGAUGGAGGUGGAUGACUCGCUGGAAGAUGUUAUGCCAGAGACGAUAAAUGCACCGGCAGAAAAUGGCACUUAUGGUGGUUCACCUCCGCUUCUAGUCAGCAGCAAAAAGAACUCUUCAAAAUCAACAGAGGUCACUGGCGAUGGUGAAGAGAGAGAUAGGAGCAGCUCAGAAGAAAGCGAGCGGGAAGAGCCAUCUACGGGGAAACGACGUCGUCGGUCUCGUUGGGGAGACGUGAAGGGGGAGACUGAUAAGGACUUGGAGGAGUUUCGUGCUGCUGAGGCUGAGCGAUUGGCACGUGCUGACCUUGAGGCGAAGGCCUACGCGCAGGAACGUGCUGCCAUCACUGAGGUCCAACCACCCUCUGACAUCUCCUCUCUCCCAGCCGACCAAAAGCGUCUUAUUUCACCUGAAGAGGCUGCUAUCACCGUCUUACUUGAUGGAAUCGAGUUCGAUCCUCGAAACGAACGUCUUUAUUCGCAACUGUUGGACAUUGCAUAUCAGCGCAGACCAAUGGAUGUGGAUGGUUUUUUGGAGUUUGCUAAUUUGGCCAUUGUGGACUCUAUUCUUCCUGCUACUAUCAAGCUGGCAUUCGCUCAACGCAAAUUACAGUUCCUUGAGAUGUUCUGUAAUGAUAUAAACAAGCAAUCUAUUGGACAUUUGCUUGGGUUUAGAAUAUCGUCUGCCUACGACGAAUAUCUCCAAUUGGCUCAAUUGGUAGUUCAAAGUGUAGUGGAUAGUCCAUCAGAGAAGAAAUUGCAUCCCCAUGGAUUGGGAGUGGGAAUAGAUGGCGCUCGGGCAUAUAGCACACCAGAUCUGCUGAAUGUCUCCUUGCCAGCCCCACUGCGUCCUUCAGCCAGGCGCAACCCUGUAACCAAUGGGCCCGUGCGUCGGAUGCCGCAGACGGACAGAUCGGCUGCAAUCAUGGCGGAUGCUGCCUCAGUGGGCGUCAAUCAAGCUCCCUCUGGCUCCGAUACGGCAUCCUCCAUUCGUUUCACAGCUGGCGCUUAUGAGCACAUGGCUGGACCCUUGGCAGGAGGUUUGCCUCCACCUGCUCCCACUAUGGUGCCAAUUGCCGCUGGAGCUAUGCCUGGGGCUGAAGCAGUAGAAGUUUGGCGCGGUCUGGAGCCAGCGGGUUAUGCAGCAGCUGUGGCGUCAGGAUAUGCCAGUGGUGGAGGAACCUUUUACGCGCCAAUUGGAGCUAGCUCCGACGCGACUGCAUCAGUUCAAGCGCCACCACCUGCUUUGAUGACCCACCCUCAUCAUCACGAGAGUGGAUCUGUUUGA